AUGAGCAUGAGCGGGCGAACGAAUUCGGACACGAGUGGCAACUUACCUAGAACUUCGUGUCAUAGUGGCAGUGGAUCGCGGCGAUACCGCCGAAUAGCUCAUUCACCUCAAGUUGAUGACACGCUCUUUGGUGCAGAGAAGCAGCUGCGAAAACACCGUACAAACGAUCGCACGCUUCAAGCAGGGAGGAAUAUUGUUGGUGCUCGUUCAAAUAAUUCGUCGAACCAAGAAGUGGGCGGAAAUGAUUCCGUCGUGUCACUUGACGAACUCGAGCGUAUCAAAGCCGAAACGAAAAUUUUGACUGCUGUUGAUUUGGAAGCACUGGAGGCCAAGCUCGAGACGGAUCAAGAGCAUCAAAGACUGGCAUCAAAAGCUCGAAAAGAGCAUAUGAUAAAGCUAAGCGAGGAAGCAGCGCUACGAGCACCUAAAAGCGAGAUUGAGCAGAUAUUUUCAGCUGAAAAACAUGAAAUUUUGCGUCGUGCUCGAGUGCUACAAGAACAGACGCAUGACAGUGUUAAACUUAUGAAGACACUGGGCACUCGUGCACAAGCUUUCACCAUUCGUGACCAGCAGCUCAAGGUAAAAAAAGAACUUGAAGCAGAGCAUCAUUUGUACGAUGAGAAGAUGAACACUUUGAUGGAGAUCGCGCGACUUGAAAGUUUAAAGCGACAGGAAGAACAGGAUGAAAUUAAGAAACAGAAGCGAAUUGCAGACCGUAAAGUGCUGGAAGAUCAGAUUGAAGAUCGUCGUCGCCAGCGUCAAAAGGAGAGUGCAAUUGUUGCUCAGGAAGCGCAAGAAAUGCUGGUAAAGAUACAGCGCCAGCAGGAAGAAGAAGCUGAGAAAGAAAAGGCAAUAGCUUUGCGGACACAACACUCAAUGGAAGAAGUUAAAAAGUUUAAUGAGGAUACUCUGAUACGAAAACUGGAGGUGCAGCGUAAGAUCAAAGAAGAAGAAGAGGCUGUGCAUGCUUAUCAGCUAAAGAAGGCGGAUGAUCUCAAACGUCGUGAAGAAGAAGAAGCGCAGCUUCGGCAUGAAGCGGAGCUCCGAUGUGCCAAGCUGCGUUUAAUGCAGGAGAAAAUGGCAAAUGAUCAAGCAGAACUGGCGGAGCUUCGGGCUAAGCGUGCAGCAGAAGCGCGUGAACGGCAAGCACGUGAAGCUGACUUGGCUUUGGCUAGAAAACAUAAUGACGAGAUGAAUGAAUUGCGGCGAGCUCGAGAAGCUCAGGCGCUGCAUCGAGAGCGUGCUCGUGUGAAAGAGGCAUCAAUGCAACAGCGCGAGUACGAUUUGAUUAUGGCCCAAAUUGACUCGGAUAAGGCACGUGUGAAGGCAGAAGACGAGAAACGCAAGCUAGCGAGCAUGGCCCAUCGUCGGGUAUUGCAAUUGCAGAUUGAAGAAAAGGAACAUCUGAAGAAAAGUGCUUUUGGCAAAAAGCAGGAGGAAGGUCAAGCUCUUAAGGAAGAAUAUGCAAAAGAAAUCGAAAAGUUGGAGCGCAUAAGGAUGGAGGAGGUAGACCAACUUGUCGAGGCUGGUGUCAACCCACUUUACUUGUCAGAGAUGAAAGCGCUAGUCAUCGAAAAACAAAUUCGAUAA
Messenger RNA from Plasmopara halstedii, 1590 nucleotides. RefSeq names its product ptype atpase. The coding region runs from base 1 to 1590 and encodes 529 amino acids. The transcript is spliced from 3 exons. NCBI's taxonomy places the organism in Eukaryota, Oomycota, Peronosporomycetes, Peronosporales, Peronosporaceae. The record is from RefSeq and is a predicted model, not a curated record.